Zea mays is the source of this 1209-nucleotide messenger RNA. RefSeq names its product beta-expansin 1a. The record is from RefSeq and is marked validated. Gene Ontology annotation, biological process: sexual reproduction. Gene Ontology annotation, cellular component: extracellular region. NCBI's taxonomy places the organism in Eukaryota, Viridiplantae, Streptophyta, Magnoliopsida, Poales, Poaceae.
UCGACACACAGAUCGAACUUCUCCUGUCGUCUGCCUACCAGUAGCUAGCUCUAAUACAUAGCAGCCCUCGCUCGCAAGGUACUGCACUACGAUGGCCGCCACCUCCUCCUCCUCCUCCUCCACGGUAGUUGCACUUGCGGCGCUUCUCUUCUUGCUCCUUGUAACGUGUGGCUCGUGCGCGAGACCGGCGAGCUUUAACGCCUCCGACUUUACCGCCGACCCCAACUGGGAGGCUGCCCGGGCCACCUGGUACGGUGCGCCCACCGGCGCCGGCCCUGAUGACGACGGUGGUGCCUGUGGAUUCAAGAACGUGAACCUGCCGCCGUUCUCGGCGAUGACAUCGUGCGGCAACGAGCCCCUCUUCAAGGACGGCAAGGGCUGCGGCUCCUGCUACCAGAUACGAUGCCAAAACCACCCAGCCUGCUCCGGCAAUCCGGAGACGGUGAUCAUCACCGACAUGAACUACUACCCCGUGGCCAAGUACCACUUCGACCUCAGCGGCACGGCGUUCGGCGCCAUGGCCAAGCCCGGCCGCACCGACGAGCUCCGCCACGCCGGCAUCAUCGACAUCCAGUUCAAGAGGGUGCCCUGCAACUACCCCGGGCAGAAGGUGACGUUCCACAUCGAGGAGGGGUCCAACCCGGUGUACCUGGCGGUGCUCGUCGAGUUCGAGGACGGCGACGGCGACGUGGUGCAGGUGGACCUCAUGGAGGCCAACUCCGGGUCGUGGACGCCGAUGCGCGAGUCGUGGGGGUCCAUCUGGCGGCUGGACUCCGGCCACCGCCUCGCCGCGCCCUUCUCCCUGCGCAUCACCAACGAGUCCGGCAAGACGCUGGUGGCCAACCAGGUCAUCCCGGCCAACUGGGUUCCCAACACCUACUACCGUUCCAUCAUCCAGUACUAGCUCUCGGCGGCCGCCGCGCACCACGAUAGCUCUGCGUCCUUGUGCUUGAUUAGUUUGGUAGUGCUAUUGUAUUGCUGCAUAUGCAGCAUGGGACUGAUGAGCACUGUGCGAGGUGCCUCAGUCGAUUAUUACUGGUAGAUGGUGGUGGCGUGCGCGCGGCCUUCACGGCGGAGUUGGAGACUGGGAACGAAAUGGAGGAAGGCCAAGUUAAUUUGCAGAUGCUUUCCCGCCCAUUGUCCAUGCAUGUAAUGUACCAGGGCGAUUGAAAUUAUAAAUUAUUAAUGGUGUGUUUGUUUUGUGGAGUC